Messenger RNA from Pseudozyma hubeiensis SY62, 1308 nucleotides. RefSeq lists its product as hypothetical. The record is from RefSeq and is a predicted model, not a curated record. Gene Ontology annotation, molecular function: zinc ion binding; ubiquitin protein ligase activity. The transcript has a single exon. The coding region runs from base 1 to 1308 and encodes 435 amino acids. Lineage: Eukaryota; Fungi; Basidiomycota; Ustilaginomycetes; Ustilaginales; Ustilaginaceae.
AUGGCCUCUUUGAAUGAGGAUGGCUUCGAGGUCGUUGGCAUUAACAGUGUCGGGAUCAAGCGCCCGGUCAAAGCAGCUACACGCAAGUCGACCCGGACCAAGCUGCCUUCCAUUCCUAAGACCGCUUCCCUAACAGAGCCUGUCGAAGCCCUCGGCUUGAACGCAGAUCAUCCAAGCAAGCGCAAUGUUCGAAGAUUCACCAAACGCAAGCGAUCGACUAGCCUUGCCUCCCAGUCUGAACGCAAUAACUGCUCGUCUGCGGAUGAGUGCGACGAGCUAGCCGAAGGUCCGAGUCGCAAAUACAAGAAACCUGCUGCCAAAGCCUCCAGGGCCUCCCCUGCAAAGGACAAGCCGACAAAGAAGGGCAAGACCAAGGAGAAGAAGGAGCCCAAGCCGAAAAAGAUCACCAAGGCCGGCAUGGAGCGUCAAAAGGUCGAAGAGCUGCGUAGCGACAAGCACUUUGGCAAGCUCGACGAUGCUGCCAUCAAGCGCAUCGCCAAAGUCAGCAUCGAGCGCAUGUACCUCAUCCACCGCUUUCGCGACGGCGAACAGCUCAAGGAAGAAUUUGACAUCAGCGGCUCGAAAGGCAACGUCUACAAGGUCACGCUCGAUCGUCAGACCAAAUGCAGCUGCAUGGAUUUCUGCAUGCGACGUCAAGUAUGCAAGCAUCUGCUCUUUGUCUAUAUCAAGGUGCUGCGUCUCGAAGGUCAUUUGCCCGUCUUCUCGCGCGUCCGGCUAUCCGAGGAUGAGCUCGGGCAAGUGUUUGAAGAAGCUCUGGAGAAUCCUGUAGCGCACGCCAUGGCUCAUCCCGAGCUUCGCAAAGCCUGGGCAACGGCGGUAGGUUACGAACUCGAGGAGGACGAAGCCUCAGGCUCUGACAAGCACACGCUUCCCCCCGGUAAGAGGAUGAUUCCCGAGGAAGGCGAUGUCUGCGGUGUAUGCUACGAAGACUUGGAAGCCGGUAGCAUCGAGGGCCUCGAAUUCUGUCUUCAGUCCUGCGGACGGCCCAUCCAUACCGACUGUCUCGAGACGUGGUUCAGUACUCGUGGCUACGAUCGAACGUGCAUCUGGUGCCGAGCCAGAUGGCACGAUCGCACAGAUCGCAGAAAAGCCAACGGCUAUGGCGUCGGGUUGAGCAACCGCGGCGCCGUCGUCGAUGCCUGGGGCAACCAGCUCAACCUCGCAGCUGUAGCUGGUCUCAAUAAUCCUGCCGUGCCCGAGCCUGCUGAGCCUGGUCCUGGAGCUACUCCCCAUGCUGCGAUCGAAGUAGAUGCAGCAGGCGACGCAGAUACCAGUGGCUGGGAGUAG